This is a messenger RNA of Lecanosticta acicola, 3675 nucleotides long. The record is from the annotation of a GenBank genome assembly. Lineage: Eukaryota; Fungi; Ascomycota; Dothideomycetes; Mycosphaerellales; Mycosphaerellaceae.
AUGCCAAAGUUUGUUCCUCGAGAAAGGAAGCACAAGAGGCUUGCCCGGAACAAGAGCAGCGAUCCUCAAGCGGCCGCCGGGAGUGGAAUUCACCAGGCCAACCAGGAGGAAAUCGUGCCGCUGUCGAAGACCGAGAGGGAGGAGAGGAAACGGAAAUUGAAAGAGGAGAUUCAUGGGCCUGAAAAAGUCUCCGGCAAGAAGAAAAAGCGGUUGGACAAGUAUAUUGAGACAAAGUUGAAAAAGGAAGAGAAUCUUGAACUAUUGAAGAAACUCGCUGCCCAAAAGGUCGACACCAGUCUACUGCAGAGCUCUAAAAAGCUGGGAAGAGUCUCGGAGAGCAAGAAGGAGAAAUUGCAGCGAGCGUUGAGCGAGAGACAGGCAGGUUUGGACAUUCAAGGCGACCAAGAUGCGAUUCUAUUCGAGCAGCGUCCCCCGCAUUCGCCGCACUCAUCAAGCGACGUCCCGGAUGCUGAGCACGAACUGUCCGAUGGAAAUGCUGCAGAGACGGUUCCUGCAGUAAAGCCCACAACGUCUUUCGGGAGCGGAUUGAAGAGACCAUUGGAAACAGACGCAUCAGGACAGCCGCUCAUAAAGAAGCGCAAACGACAAAAGAAGCCGAGCGCCAUUCAGUUCUCGGCUCACCGCGUGCCCGAAGCACUUCCAAGUGAGCUGCAAGAAGAAGAGGUUGAAUCGGGCGACGAGUGGAAUGGCUUCGACUCCGAUAUUGGCAGGGAGCCAGAGCUUGAUAGUGAAAAUGAAGAGCUUGAUUCAAUGUCACAGGACUCGAAAGGCUCAGAGGAUCUGGACGAGGACUGGGGUUCCGAAUUAGAAGUAAUGGAUAACGAGAGCACAGAGGACGAUGAGGAGUUAGGAGAUAAACCGGAAAGGGUCUCUGCAUUCAAAGCCUGGGCUGAUACUCAACGAAAUGAAGCGGUUGGCUUUACUCCUUCAGCUCUUCCCGCAGAUGAUAAGGCAGCCCGUGCCUCCUUCAAGCCUCGCGCACCUUCUCCGGACCCUUUGGCAACUGAGAUUGCAAAGACGUCCAAAGGCGAUUCUUAUCGACCUGCGGCGGCAGUUACGAUUCCACGAUCGGAUGAGGUCCAAGCAACCCGUCUAGAGCUUCCAGUGGUGCAAGACGAACAGAGAAUAAUGGAAGCUAUCCACAAUAAUCCUGUCACUGUUGUUUGCGGUGCUACUGGAUCCGGCAAAACUACUCAGCUACCACAAAUGCUGCUCGAAAAUGGCUACGCCUCAACUGGAAUGAUUGGAAUCACCCAACCACGGCGGGUUGCGGCGACCUCAGUUGCAAGUCGGGUCGCGCAUGAGCUCGGAAACGAAUAUGGAAAGAAAGUCGCUCAUCAAGUGCGCUACGAUACGAAUGUUGGUCGAGAUACCAAGAUCAAAUUCAUGACGGAUGGUAUCCUGUUGCGAGAAAUUAGUCAGGACUUUGCUCUCUCGAAAUACAGCGCUGUUGUGAUUGACGAGGCACACGAGCGUAGCGUCAACACUGAUAUACUCAUUGGGAUGCUUUCACGAAUAGUUCCAUUGCGGCAAGAGCUGAGUCUCGAGGAUCCUAAAAAGCAUCAUCCUUUAAAGUUGAUCAUCAUGAGCGCUACGUUGCGGGUAACGGACUUUAUCAUGAAUCAGCGACUGUUCAAGUCCACAAAACCUCCCAUAGUGCAAGCCGAAGGACGACAGUUUCCUGUGACCGAACAUUUUGCUCGCCGGACUCAGAGAGACUACGUCGCCGAGACUGUGCACAAGGUAGCAAGAGGUCACGCCAAACUUCCUCCCGGUGGCAUUCUUGUUUUCUUGACUGGUCAGGAUGAGAUUCAGACGGUCGAGAGCAGACUGAAAGAAGCAUUCGCUGUCCAAUCAACAGGGUUUCAGAACUCCAGGCACCUGGGCAAGACACCGCGGAAUGACUAUAUCGAGGAAGAGGAGCCGGGCGAUGACUCCGAUUCAGAGGUGGAAAUCACUGGUCUCGAUGAAGACGAUGCCGAAGAUGCAGAAUUCGAAGUGGAGGUAGACCCGUCAUUACCACAGCGAAGCGGCGUGCUGAAGCCUCACAUUCUCUCCUUGUAUGCUGCACUGCCCACGAAUCAGCAGAUGAAAGUCUUUGAGCGGCCUCCAGAAGGCUCACGGCCAAUCAUCCUUGCCACCAAUGUGGCGGAAACAUCACUCACCAUUCCCGGCAUUCGAUACGUUUUCGAUUGCGGACGCAGCAAAGAGAAGCAGUAUGAUACCUCCACUGGUGUGCAAGAGUUCAGGAUCGACUGGAUAUCCAAAGCAAGCGCCUCUCAGCGAGCCGGACGUGCCGGUCGAACGGGCCCGGGACACUGCUACCGUCUGUACAGCUCGGCCAUUUACGAGCAAUAUUUCGAAGAGCACUCACUGCCGGAGAUCCUAAGGACACCAAUCGAAGGCACUGUUCUGCAGCUUAAAAGUAUGGAUGUUGACAAUGUUGUGAACUUUCCCUUUCCAACGCCGCCCCAACGCGAGCAGCUCGCUCAGGCCGAACGCCUGCUGAAGAACCUCGGUGCCAUCGAUGCCAAACUUGGCAGGGUUACAGACAUCGGCAAAGAGCUGAUUCACUACCCGGUCAACCCAAGAUUCGGAAAGAUGCUUCUCUUGGGCGCCCGGAACAAAGUGAUUGCGCACACAAUCGCUCUUGUUGCUGGUCUAGCCGUCGGCGACCUAUUCAUCCCCGAAACGCAGUUUGCCCAAAGCAUAUCAGCUGGCGGAACAGAGGCUCAGCCAUCAGAAUUCAGCGAUGAGAAUAGCGCAAAAGCAAAGAACUCGGGUCUCUCUGAAGCUGCGUCGAAACAGAAGCAGGCCUACGGCCGCGCACAGGCCACACUGUCUGCUUGGGACGAUAAGUCCGAUGCGAUAAAGCUACUAACGGCUGUCGCUGCUCACGCACAAGAGGCGAACGACAGCAAGUCUUUCUGCGCGAAGUAUUUUGUGCGUCAGAAGGGCAUGGACGAAGUUCAACAGCUUAGACGACAGCUCCACAGCAUCGUACAGAAUCACAUCAAGCACGGUAUAGAUACCUCUUACAAGCUGGUGCUCUCACCGCCCUCGCGGGAGCAGAUCAGCAUCCUCAAGCAGAUUGUGGCCGCAGGCUAUAUCGAUCAGGUGGCUGUGCGCGCUGAUCUCUUACCUUCGGCCGUCAGUACUGGCAGAAAGCCACGGCGAGCGAUCGAGGUGCCUUAUCGUACCCUCAUGCCAUCUAUCACCGAAGCCGAAAUCGAUCGCACGGCGAGUCCUGAGGACCAGGCGCAACUGCGCAGCGCCUUCAUUCACUCCGGCAGUGUGCUCUCGAAGCUCUCCGUCGCUGAAAUGCCGCCUUAUAUCGUCUACGCGAAUCUCAGCCGCGCCACGGCCAACGUGGAGGGCGAGAAGAAGCGGGUGCGACUCCAUCCGCUCACCACCGUGGGUCCGAAGCAGUUGGGUGCCCUCGCAGAUGGGACGCCGCUGCUGGAGGUGGGGAAGCCCAUUGGCAAGAUUGAAGAGAAGGAUGGAGGCAAACGCAGAGAGUGCUGGGUGAGCAUGGCUCUUCGCGAUCCAAAUGCUGUGGGUACGAUCGGGUGGCCCUUGGGAGCAUGGAAGGUCGUCCAGUCGCGGAAGGCCAAGGAUUGGGCCAUCGAGAAGGUGAUUGAUCGAGGGAGAUAG